This is a messenger RNA of Neopsephotus bourkii (Bourke's parrot), 3325 nucleotides long. RefSeq names its product leucine rich repeats and WD repeat domain containing 1 (gene LRWD1). Bases 941 to 3088 code for a protein of 715 amino acids. The record is from RefSeq and is a predicted model, not a curated record. Gene Ontology annotation, cellular component: nuclear origin of replication recognition complex. Gene Ontology annotation, biological process: chromatin organization; establishment of protein localization to chromatin. Gene Ontology annotation, molecular function: protein binding; chromatin binding. Lineage: Eukaryota; Metazoa; Chordata; Aves; Psittaciformes; Psittacidae. The transcript is spliced from 15 exons.
UUAACAAAGCACUGCCCUGUUGCUCAUCAAACCCGGUCCAGGUGCUGUAGGUAUGUUGUGAUGCUGAAGUCAAGCCUAAGGACAGCUUAGUGUCCUGCAUGUUCCCCACUAUUUACUGCAGUGGCAUUUAGGCAGCGGUGAGACUAACUCAGAAAGACGGUAGCAAGCCUGGCCUUGGAGCUCUUCUUUCUCCCCUUCUCUUGGAAUCCGUGUCAGAAGAGCAGUAAGGCACAAAUCAGUAAUUCCAUGAAGCUCCUUUGGCUCUAUUUAUGUUGUUAGUAUAAAUAUCAGAGAGUCUGUGUGUGCCGUCCUGGCCACAGUGAUGCACAAAAACAUCAGUUUACCAAUAGCAUUCACAGCACUGUUGGGGUGGUUUUUGUUGGUGAGGAGAUGAUGUUAGUGAUGGGUAAGUAUUUACAUUUCUGAUAAUUAAUUCAGUUUUCCAGAAUUUUAGGGAAUUUAGGAAAGAGCCUACCCGUAUUGUUAGGCCAAUGAGUGCACUGUUUCCUUGGGAGGAGUUCCUUCUCAACAGGUGUAUUUACUCUUACUGUUGCUGUUUAUUUGAAAGCCUGUUCUUGGAGCAGAGCCCUGUUGCUCAGGAGAUGUCCAAACAGGUGACAGGGAGACUGUCCUAGUUCCCAGUGCCAUCGCCCUGGGGACAGCUUUCAUCUGCAGCAAUUUCAUAGCCGAGGGAGGGAUUGUUGUUGUUGGGAGCAUGUGCCCAGUGUAACAACAAUCUCUGCUAUUUCCAUUUCAACCAGGUCAAACAGGCGACUUCAAACACAGCAGUGAAGACAGUAGCUAACCUCCUAACUUGCUUCUUUUUCCCCUGUUGGAGUCAGCUGAAAGGACUUCCUCUCAUUCAUGUUUGUUUUACCAGGAAGGGAACAAGAAGAGAUCCUACAGCUGACUGAUUCCAGCAGCGGGGUGGAGGUUAAAGAUGUCAAAAAUUACUACAGAACUUCUGUUGGAAAGAGCAGUUCCAAGAUCCACAAGGCUCCGAAAGAUCGAGACGCUGAAUCUAACCCUGCCUGAUCUGCGUGUCCUAAACUGCAACAACAACAAACUGGAAGAUGUAACUGCUCUGAAACAGUUCCCUCUGCUCGAGGAGCUGACCUACGAGAACAACGUGUACUUGACCCUCAACGAUGACUAUAAAGUAAUGUUUCUUUUGCAAAACCUUCGGCUACUCAAUGGCAAAGAUAUCACCAAACUGGCAAAACAUGUGAGGCAUGUCAAUAGUCGCAAGCUCACCAACAAGGUUACUGCUCACUGGGAAAAAUUCUUCCGUGACCAACUUCCUGAGAAACACACAGCUGAGCAAGUGAAGUCCAUCAAGAAGAAGUUCCUGAAGUCAGUCCAAACCAAUGUAGUAUGUGGGCCCAGCUCACUCAGUGAGUUCACCCGCUGGCGGGUGAAAAUGAUUGCAGAAGAGUUUCUGGCAUGCUCACUGGGUCUGGAGUUAAACUCAGAUCCCGAACCAGAGGAAAAGAUAGAUGAGAAUGAGGAAGAAGAAAGCACAGAAAGCCCCGGGGAAGAUGCAGAGGACAAGGGUCAGGUCACAGUAACAGCCAGAAAGAGGAAAAGAAAUCGCUCAAAAACACACUCUCACAAGAAGAGGUCCAAGCCCCAGGUGACCACUGAGAAGGAGGCUGUAGUUAAUCCCACAAAGUCCAGUCAUGUGCAGGAUGAGCCAGCUCCUGAGAAACCAAGAACAUCGAAACAGCCAGCCAAAGAGGCGAGCCCUGAGCAGGAAGCUGAAGAGACACCUAAGAACGGAAAGCAGUUGCCCAAGGGGCAAAGCAACAGAAGAUCCAGCCAGCUGACAGGGGAACAGAAAAGCCAGGAGCAGGACAAUGGAGUUGUUACCUUGACCCCAGUGAAGAAGUCCAAGGGCAAGGAGGAUGUCAGUGCAGAGCCAUUGCAUUUUCUUCAGUGUCACAGUAAAGGCAACAGCCGCGAGGAUUUUAAAACGCAGCUCUGGUCCUGUGUCUUCGAGCCAUUGCUAGACUCUGGAGCCAGGAAAGAUCCCAUUGUGAACUCCUCCAGAACCGUGGCAACAUGUGGAGGGGAAUCUGUCUGUCUGAUUGAUUGUGAGACAGGGACAGUGCUGAAAAAGUAUAAGGUGGCUGCAGAGGAGUUUUUCAGUGUUGCAUGGACAACCCUUACAAUGGUCAUCAGUGACAGUAGGAAGAAAUCUCGUAAUAUCUUGGCUGCUGCUGGGAGGAGAGGGAUUGUCAAACUGAUCCAUGUGGCAGCUGACUUCUGCUACGGAGAGAUAAAGGCUCAUAAAAAGCCCAUUGCUACUGUCUGCUUCAGCCCAACUCAAGAAACUCACCUCUUCACUGCAUCCUAUGACAAGCGAAUUGCACUCUGGGAUAUUGGGAUUCCAGACUCUGACUACAAUUUCAAAGCAAGCCAGCUGCUGGUGCUGGAAGUGCUCUCUGUUCCCUUACGGAUUGCCCUCGUCCCCACCUGCCCGAAUCAGUACCUACUGGCUGGCUGUGAAGGUGGCUGUUUUGCCUGGAAUAUAAAACUGGAUAAGGAACAAAAAAACAGGCCUUUUGAUGCCACGUUCCAGUUUCCUGAUGAGGAUGGAAGCAUGACAACAUUGCACAGGGUUGAUGGUUUGGCUUUUCUGAAUGAUGAUAUUGUGGUUUCCAAGAGCUCUAAAGCAGGCUGCAUAUACUUAUGGAGCUGGAGUCGGUCUUUUGACACGAAGGGGAAAGGACGCCAACGAACCAUAGCUGCAGUUAUUCUGGCUGAGCUCGAGUGGUCCACGACAAACAUGUCCUACCUGACACUCAGCACCUGCCCAGCAAAAGAGUACGUGUUCUGUGGCGAUGAGAAGGGAAGUGUGUGGAUGUACAACCUCUCAAGCUACACCAAGGCAUGGAGCUCUGCAAAGGGGAAACGCUCCCCUUUGCAGAAGAUCCCUCCUGCACAGAUUCUCCAGUGGCCAGAGCUGCGAGCAAACGGGGAGCAACUGGAUGAAAUCCUAGUAAACAACGUGGUCUCAGACCCCACUUUUACUUACCUUGUUGUCCUAACUAGUGUGAACAUAACAGCAAUUUGGAAGAAGUCAUAGUUCCUUGUCCACCAGUUUCAUGCCCGUGCUUUGAAUUAGUGCAGUGUUAGUGACUGUUACCCACGUAACCACCACCUUUUCUAGACCCGCUGUUAUGUGCAAGAGACAAGACACCAAGAGUUGUUUGUUAAACUCAUCCCAUCAUUGUAAACACCCAGUUUCUGUUACUGUGAGUUUUCCACAAUUGGUGCAUUUGUUUUAUAUAGAAAUGACACUUAAUAAAACAAAACCCCAGUC